AUGACAGCCACUUUAGAGGAAAGCGAGAAGGAAAAGAUGCGUUCUGUGUCUGUUGACCUAAAUAAUGAUGCAUCUCUGCUUAUUGAUAUUCCUGAUGCACUCUGUGAAAGAGACAAAGUCAAGUUUACGGUACACACAAAGACAACACUGAACUCUUUCCAGAAGCCAGAGAUUUCAGUUCCCAGACAGCAUGAAGAUUUCAUCUGGUUACAUGACACUCUGGUGGAAACGGAGGACUAUGCCGGCCUUAUAAUUCCUCCAUCACCCCCAAAGCCUGACUUUGAAAGCCCAAGAGAGAAGAUGCACAAACUUGGGGAUGGUGAAGCCACAAUGACCAAGGAAGAGUACACUAAAAUGAAGCAGGAAUUGGAAGCUGAAUACCUAGCUGUCUUCAAGAAAACAGUUCAAGUACAUGAAAUCUUCCUGCAGAGACUGUCUUCUCAUCCCAUUCUAAGCAAAGACAGAAACUUCCAGAUUUUUUUAGAGUAUGAUCAGGAUCUCAGUGUCAGAAGAAAGAACGCGAAGGAAAUGUUUGGCGGAUUCUUCAAAAACAUGGUGAAGUCAGCUGAUGAAGUCCUUAUUUCAGGAAUAAAGGAAGUCGAUGACUUUUUUGAGCAGGAGAAGAUGUUCCUUCUCGACUACUACAGCAAGAUUAAAGAUUCCACUGCCAAAGCGGAGAAAAUGACACGCACGCAUAAAAAUAUCGCAGAUGAUUACAUUCAGAUCUCGGCCACUCUAAACGCACUUUCUGCUGAAGAUAGCACAGGGAAUAGGAAGCACAUGGAAAAAGUCUCAGAUCUCUUUGAAAAGCUCAGAAAAGUGGAGGGAAGAGUAGCAUCUGACCAGGAGCUGAAACUCACAGAGUUGCUAAGAUAUUACAUGAGAGAUAUCCAGGCUGCAAAGGACCUUCUCUACCGACGAGCUCGCGCUCUUGUCGACUAUGAGAACUCCAACAAGGCUUUGGAUAAGGCUCGACUGAAGAGUAAGGACAUUCCUCAGGCUGAGGAACACCAGCAUCAGUGUCUACAGAAAUUUGACAAGCUCUCGGAGUCUGGGAAGAAAGAGCUCACCAGUUUCAAGGGCAGGCGAGUUGUGGCGUUUAGAAAGAAUCUCAUUGAGAUGGCUGAACUGGAGAUUAAACAUGCCAAGAACAACGUGACACUAUUGCAGGGGUGCAUUGAGCUGCUCAAGAACUGA
Messenger RNA from Nerophis lumbriciformis (worm pipefish), 1197 nucleotides. The record is from RefSeq and is a predicted model, not a curated record. NCBI's taxonomy places the organism in Eukaryota, Metazoa, Chordata, Actinopteri, Syngnathiformes, Syngnathidae.